This is a messenger RNA of Epinephelus fuscoguttatus (brown-marbled grouper), 3049 nucleotides long. RefSeq names its product proline dehydrogenase (oxidase) 1b (gene prodhb). The transcript has 14 exons. The record is from RefSeq and is a predicted model, not a curated record. The coding region runs from base 106 to 2007 and encodes 633 amino acids. NCBI's taxonomy places the organism in Eukaryota, Metazoa, Chordata, Actinopteri, Perciformes, Serranidae. Gene Ontology annotation, molecular function: proline dehydrogenase activity; FAD binding. Gene Ontology annotation, cellular component: mitochondrion.
UUGGCUUCCUCUGUGUUUACACCAGUGUAACGUGCGCAGCUCGCGCCGGCAGAUGGUCCGCGUAACGUUCCCGCUCGGCUGACAUCCACUUCCUCCUCCAGGCUGAUGUUUCAUGUCAGAGCCGUGCCAGCCCUGACACGGGCCGGGGCAGACACCUCCUUUAAGCGGCUGCUCUGCAGCCGAAGACUCCGCUCCACCGUCACCUCGACCCCGGCGACCCAGGCGGAGCCGCGGGAGGAUGUCAGCAGCCGCGGCGGGGCUCGACAUGACUCGGCGAACUCGGGGUUCCCAGGACAGCCGGGGAGCGGAGGGAGAGACAGCACCACCAACACAACCUCCACCGCUGCUGCUAAUGAGAUCUCCGUAGACUUUGACCAGACACAGGAGGCUUAUAAGAGCAAAGACUCAUUAGAGCUGCUCAGAAGUUUGGUGGUUUUCAAACUCUGCUCCUAUGACCUCCUGGUUGAUAAGAAUAAAGAGAUAAUGGACCUAGGUCAGAAGAUCCUGGGCCAGAGAACCUUCAACCAGUUCAUGAAGAUGACAUUUUAUGGCCAGUUUGUCGCCGGUGAGGACCACAAGGACAUCAAGCCGCUGAUCCAGAAGAAUCAGGCCUUCGGUGUCGGCUCUGUCCUGGACUACAGCGUGGAGGAAGACAUCAGCCAAGAGGAGGCCGAGCAGAAAGAGAUGGACUCAUGCGUAUCCGCUGCUGAGAAGGAGAGCAAAGGUGAGGACCACAGAGAGAAUAAAUAUAAAGCACACAAACAAUUCGGGGACCGUCGUGGAGGUGUGACGGGAGCUCGCACGUAUUUCUAUGCGGAUGAGGCCAAAUGUGACCAGCAUAUGGAGACCUUCAUCAAAUGUAUUAAAGCAUCUGGUGGGAGUGCAAUGGACGGUUUCUCUGCCAUCAAAAUGACUGCUCUUGGACGGCCUCAGUUUCUGCUCCAGUUCUCAGAAGUACUGGUGAAAUGGAGGCGAUUUUUCACCUUCCUGGCAUCACAGCAGGGGAAAGACGACAUGGAGGCCUUAGAGCAGAGGCUGGAGCUCAAACAGAUGCAGGAAUUCCUGACCAAGCUCGGCGCAAAAGGUGACUUCUACGGCUGGUUUACGGGAAGGGAAGAGGAGUCUUCAGGAACCAUUGACUUGCUCGACUGGAACAGCCUAAUAGAUGACAGGACAAAGAUAUCGGACCUGCUGGUUGUCCCAAAUGUAGAGCUAGGUGAGCUGGAGCCUCUGCUGGAGAAGUUCACUGAAGAGGAGGAGAAACAAAUGAAGAGGAUGUUACAGCGCAUGGACGUCUUAGCCAAGCAUGCCGUCGAGAACGGUGUCCGCUUGAUGGUGGAUGCAGAGCAAACCUACUUCCAGCCAGCUAUCAGCAGACUCACAUUAGAGAUGCAGAGGAUCUACAACAAAGAAAAGCCUGUCAUCUUCAACACCUACCAGUGUUAUCUUAAGGAGGCCUACGACAACGUCACCAUGGAUGUGGAAUUGUCUCGACGUGAAGGUUGGGGUUUCGCUGCCAAGCUGGUGCGUGGGGCCUACAUGUAUCAGGAGCGAGAGAGGGCCAAAGACAUUGGUUAUGAGGACCCCAUUAACCCUGAUUAUGAGUCGACCAAUAUAAUGUACCACAGGUGUCUGGACUAUGUGCUGGACGAGAUAGUGCUCAACAGAAAUGCCAACGUCAUGGUGGCUUCCCAUAAUGAGGACACAGUGAAACACACUUUGAGGAGAAUGAAUGAGCUGGGCCUCUUGCCCACAGAGAACAAGGUGUACUUCGGUCAACUACUGGGCAUGUGUGAUCAGAUCAGCUUCCCACUGGGCCAGGCAGGCUUCCCCGUCUAUAAGUACGUUCCCUACGGACCCGUGAAUGAGGUGAUGCCCUACCUGUCUCGGAGAGCCCAGGAGAACCGAGGCUUCAUGAAGGGUGCCCAGAAGGAGAGGGAGCUGCUGUGGAAGGAGCUGAAACGCAGACUUGCCUCUGGGGAGCUUCUCUACAGGCCAGUGUACUGAAAACACAGAAGAAGAGACAAAGAGUGUGUCAACGUGUCGAAUUUUUUAUUUUAUUUUUCAUCUUCUCGAGUUGACGGCUGGUGCUGUGGUUGUCUGUUCUGUCUCUCCCUCUGUACGGCUCUCCCUGGAUGUUCAUCUCCUGUUCCACCCUGUCCUGGAGUUUUCAUGCUGACAGACUGUUUCAGCAUGUCGCUCUCUUGUUGUGUCUUUGCACUGUUGUUUUUCCCUCCGCUCUGUGAUGUUACCCACCAUCCUGCCUUUUGUGUACUGCCCAUGUUCUCUCUGUUUCCUCGCCUUAUCCGCCCCUGCAUCCAUAAGCAUUCCUCAUUUUGUCUUCCCGUUGUCUGCAGAGCUCUGGUAUCCAUCAAGUGGGCAUCUUUACUGCUCCAAAAGGACUCCCUAAAAUGUCAACGAGACCGGGGCGGGCGUCUCUUUUUAUCACCCUAUUCAUCUUUGAGAGGGACAACAAUAAUAAAAAUAACAGGCUUGAUUUAAAUGGUAGUAAAGGAAACAUCAAUAUUCCCCUCCUAUAUUAUGAUUUUUUGACUCUUGGAUGGCCACGCAGUCCCCGGAGGAGGCUUCUCUGCUCUGUGUAUUUGUGUUUGAGGUCGUAUUGCUUGUUUGAAAAUGAUGCCUGUUUAUGAAUCAAUGAGAAAGUAUAAAUGGCUCCUCACAGCACAUCCCUCUUCUUCUAAGCGUGCAAUGCUUCUGUUAUUGUAUUUACUGGAGGAAGCUAUAUUCUUGGUCACUGAGGUGUUACAAGAGAACAUACAGUGUUCAGUAUUCAGGGAGUGAAUCUGCUUUUAAUACAGAUGCCUGCAAGUCUGGCAGGUUGUUUUAUUUUUUCAUUUCAAGGGAAUAAUAUGUUAGAGGGUUGACUUUCUCUUCUAUUGCAUUUUGAUGGAUUAACACUGCAGUUUUUUAUCUUUGACAAUGUAAAUAUGUUUGAAGCAGGUAAUUCUAUUUGUUGGUUUUACAUGUCUCACUUUAUGGACCUGUGAAAUUGCUCAAUGAAUAAAUAUGCACUGUAAGAACAGCAAAA